CAUCUCUCUGUUCAAAUAUAUUCAAACUUCUCUCUUCUUCUUUAAAAAUCCUUCCUUUUUUUCUUCCUUUAAAAAAACCCUUUCAAACUUCUGAAUUCAAGAUUUCGCUCUAAUUUUACCUGGGAAAUUCAAUGACCAUUUAUUCUCACUUUGAAUAUCUCCACCUUCCAACUUCUUUAUAUACAGCAACAUAAUCCCGAAACUGUUUUUUUGUUAAGAAGUUUUAACUGUCAUUUUUGCUUGAAUUUCUCCAAAUCAAAGAUGGAUUUUCAUGGAUUAAAGAGGAAAAAACUCCAAGCACUUUGCAAGAAGCAUAGAAUUCCAGCAAACUUAAAGAAUUCACAAAUGGCCGAACGUCUUUAUACUCUUCUCAAGGAUGAAAAACCCACGAAAAUGGGAAAAUCUUGCUUGAAGAAUCUGAAUGAUGUUGAAACUGAUGAGGAGGUAGUACUAAAGAAGGUAAAAUUCAGCCCACAAAAUGAAACUUUUUUUUUUGAGAAAACUGAUCCUAGAGAAAUGAGAUUACUGGCUAGAAAGGAGAGGGGUUUUCAAAAACCCGAAAUCGAAGAAAACCCGGUUUCAUUUAGUGGGAAUUCAAGUGUGGGUGAAGUGAAAAAUGUUGGUAAUGUGGAAAAACCUGCUGAGAGAAUUCAGAGGAGAAAGUCUAUGGUGGUUAAUUCAGACACAGUUUUAAACUCUAAAGCUGUUAAUAAUGUGGAAAAACCGGUUGAAAGGGUUUUAAGGAGGAGGUCUGUUGUUGUUACGCCUAGUGCAGUUUUACAACCGAAAAUUGUUGAUGAUGUGGUGAAACCUGUUGAAAGAAUUUUGAGGAGAAGGUCUGUUGUGGUUAAGACGAAUGCAGUUUUAGACUCGAAAAUUGUUGAUACUGUGGUGAAACCUGUUGAAAGAAUUUUGAGGAGAAGGUCUGUUGUGGUUAAGAAGAAUGCAGUUUUAGACUCGAAAAUUGUUGAUACUGUGGUGAAACCUGUUGAAAGAGUUUUAAGGAGAAAGUCAGUUGUGGGUAAUGUGGAGAAACAAUGUGGUGAAAGAGGGGUUUGGGAGAAUAAUCUGAAGUCACAUGGGAAAAAGACGGGUGUAGAAGACAUAGUGCUGUCGCCGUGUAUAGAGGAGGGUAAAUUGAGUAGAAUAGGGGAACAAGGAGCUUCUGCUGAAGCUGAUAGACAAUCUGAUAAGUUAGUUGAUCUUGUAGUAGAAAGGAAGCAGUUGAAGAGAACAAAAUUGUUGGCUGAUAUUGCUGUUAAUGUUGAUAAUGGUGUUGGGGUUUCAGAAAGGAAUAAUUUGGCUGAGGAAGGUCAGGUGAGGAGGUCAACGAGACAAGUACAGAAUCUCACAGCUUCAGGUUGUAAAUCAGGUUCUAAGAAGGAGAAGAAUGAUGGAGUGUUGGAUCAAGCUGUUGUGCAGAAAGUUCAACAAAACUCUCCUGAGAUGGGGCCAGGUGCUAAGAAAGGAAAGAGGGGAAGGAAGAUAACUGUGUUAAUAGACUGUAGCACAGAGAAUCCUGGUGCUGUUGAGAUUGGUUAUGUCGUAGACAAGGAGACUAUACUGGGUGAUUCUGCUCCAGCGCAGAGCCUUUCAGAAAGCGAGGAGCACAAUAUAAAUGGUACGUGAGGAAUCUAUUAUCUCUGUUCGAUAAGUCAAUAAGGGUAGGAUACCAAAAAAUAGAAAAAAAAAACAAGAGUAACUGGUUACUUUCAUUAAAAAAUAGAAAAUGUAAUAAUAGAAAAGGGAACUACCUAAUUUUUUUAAAAAAAGUAAAAAAAGAUUAAAAAAAAAGCCAUUACAAAAAGAAAACAGUCAACAAUUCAAAAAUUCCUAAUUUAUUAGAUAUAAUUAACAAUUAUUUUAAUUUUCUACAUCCCUUCAAAAAAUUAAUUUUCUACUUUAUUUUCGCAAGUAUCGCGUGCAUAUAAAACUAAUUUCACUGAAUGUCAAUGUGAUUGUAACUUGUGAUGCCAUUAGAAAAUUCAAGUAUGUUGAACAUCGUUUCAAUAUGUCUGCUAAAGAUUUUUGAUUCAUGGUUGUAACAGAAAAUUUAGUUCUAUGGUAACGCCAACUGCAGCAACUUUAGAAAUGUAUUCGGAGAACACACUAGAGCAAUUGCUUGAAUUUCUAGACUUUCACAGCAUCUAUUUUGCUAAACUCCAAUGAACUGUCCUCACUAUUUCGAGUGCAAUUAGAUGUUAAUGGGCCUUAUACGGAUUUGUAUUGAAGGUCGUUGAGCUAGGAUGAAUGAGAAAGUGAGAACUCUGCAUGUUGUCAUACUCAUGAUAAAACUGAAUAGGUUGAUGCUUGUCAAUAUCUUUUCGUCUAUCUUUUUUUCUAAAUAAUUUAUGUGCUGUUUUAGAGCAAUACCAUGCUACUGGACACUCCAUUUCUGCAGAGAAGAAAGUAGAAAAUGUUAAGGAGUCUACUGAUUUAUCUCCCAAAAGCUCUGAAAAACUGUAUGUGAUGUUCAACACAUUGGAGGACUCGAAAGACAAGAGGGACU
Molecule: messenger RNA, 2509 nt
Organism: Beta vulgaris subsp. vulgaris (sugar beet)
Lineage: Eukaryota; Viridiplantae; Streptophyta; Magnoliopsida; Caryophyllales; Amaranthaceae
Exons: 2
Coding region: 262-1629 (455 amino acids)
Source: RefSeq, a predicted model, not a curated record